GUCCCGCCCUCUCUAUCACUACACCACAGGGAAAAAUGGCGACGGGUCUACUGCGGCUGCCACUGCGGCUCUCCAAAAAUACGACGAUACUGAGCCGCAACACCGGCUUGAAAACAUCAAACAUAUCGAGGACGACUCAAACCCGAAACGCAGUAUCAACGCCGUCGGGGGCAAUCCUACCGAAACCGGAUAAAACGGCGUUCGGUCUCAUCCGUAUGACAGCAGUGGUGGUGCCUUUCCUGUAUGUGGGAACUCUGAUCAGCAAGAACUUUGCCGCUCUCCUGGAGGAGCAUGACAUCUUCGUCCCUGAAGAUGACGACGACGAUGACUAAGCUGACUGGAGAAUAUAAAUGGAUGCUUUGCAAUACUAACCUGAAGCAAACCAGCCGGCACAAGAAAGAUGGAGAAGAUGGGCCACUUUGACUUCCAAAUGCAUCCCUCUACCUCCACCCAUCUGUUUCCUCUCUCUUCUGCUAUUUAUCUUGUUUUCAAAAACCAUUUUUAAGAAAUCUCAUAUCAUGUGAGGCUAUCAAAACUACUAGUUAUGCCUUCACUCUUGUUUGCAUGUUUGUGUCUUGUCAACUCAAUAAAGUGAGUCAAUACACAUGGAAAAAA
Molecule: messenger RNA, 615 nt
Organism: Thunnus maccoyii (southern bluefin tuna)
Lineage: Eukaryota; Metazoa; Chordata; Actinopteri; Scombriformes; Scombridae
Product: essential MCU regulator, mitochondrial-like
Exons: 3
Coding region: 36-332 (98 amino acids)
Biological process (GO): mitochondrial calcium ion homeostasis; calcium import into the mitochondrion
Cellular component (GO): mitochondrial inner membrane; uniplex complex
Source: RefSeq, a predicted model, not a curated record